Molecule: messenger RNA, 2881 nt
Organism: Ceratotherium simum simum (southern white rhinoceros)
Lineage: Eukaryota; Metazoa; Chordata; Mammalia; Perissodactyla; Rhinocerotidae
Gene: LZTS1
Product: leucine zipper tumor suppressor 1
Biological process (GO): regulation of synaptic plasticity; regulation of dendrite morphogenesis
Cellular component (GO): dendritic spine
Source: RefSeq, a predicted model, not a curated record
GGCAGGCGCGGGGCCCGAAGUUCCUCUCCUCCUGGUCCAGCGACCACAGCCGCCAGACGGGCGCCGCGGGGCCCGCCUGGCCCGGCCGCUCUGGGAAAGGAGAGACGGGAGCACAGCGCACGACACGCUGGACGACGAUUCUGGAGCCAGCCGGCGCGCAGGAGGCAGGUCUGCAGCACUCCAGGCUCUGAGGGGCUUCUGCUAUGACUGCAGUCUCCUUGUGAAGCCAGGGCUGCCCCGUGCUGCCACCGCCACACCAGGUCUCCGCCCUGCCCCGCCUGUGCUUGGCCCCGCAUCACCAUGGGCAGCGUCAGUAGCCUCAUCUCUGGCCACAGCUUCCACAGCAAGCACUGCCGGGCUUCUCAGUACAAGCUGCGCAAGUCGUCCCGCCUCAAGAAACUCAAUCGGUGUUCGGACGGCCUGCUGAGGUUUGGCUUCUCCCAGGACUCGGGUCAUGGCAAGUCCAGCUCCAAGAUGGGGAAGAGUGAGGACUUCUUCUACAUCAAGGUCAGCCAGAAGGCCCGGGGCUCGCACUGCCCAGAUUACACUGCACUGUGCAGUGGGGACGUAGGGGGCCAGGCUGGGGUGGACUUUGGCCCAUCCACUCCACCCAAGCUCAAGCCCUUCUCCAAUCAGCUAGAAAUGGGCUCAGAGAAGGGUGCGGCGAGGCCCACGGCAUUCAAGCCCGUGCUGCCGCGGGCGGGAGCCAUCCUCCACUCCUCCCCUGAGGGCGCCAGCCACCAGCUGCACCCAGCCCCUCCAGAUAAGCCCAAGGAGCAGGAGCUGAAGCCUGGCCUGUGCUCCGGGGCGCUGUCGGACUCCGGCCGGAACUCCAUGUCCAGCCUGCCCACACACAGCACCAGCAGCAGUUACCAGCUGGACCCGCUGGUCACACCCAUGGGGCCCGCUAGCCGUUUUGGGGGCUCAGCCCAUAACAUCACCCAGGGCAUCCUCCUCCAGGACAGCAACAUGAUGAGCUUGAAGGCUCUGUCUUUCUCUGAUGGGGGCAGUAAGCUGGUUCACUCGAGCAAGCUGGACAAGGGCUCCUCCUGUGUCCGCUCCCCCAUCUCCACAGACGAGUGCACCAUCCAGGAGCUCGAGCAGAAGCUGCUGGAGAGGGAGGGUGAGCUCCAGAAGCUGCGGCGCAGCUUCGAGGAGAAGGAGCUGACCUCCAGCCAGGCCUCUGAGGACCGGCCACGGCGCUGCCGGGAGGAGCUGGAGGGCCUGGAGCAGAAGUGCGGCAGCAAGGUGAGGCAGGCCUCGCAGAAGAGCCAGCGCACGCAGCAGGUGCUGCAGCUCCAGGUGCUGCAGCUCCAGCAGGAGAAGCGGCAGCUCCGGCAGGAGCUCGAGAGCCUCAUGAAGGAGCAGGACCUGCUGGAGACCAGGCUCAGGUCCUACGAGAAGGAGAAGACCAGCUUCGCACCCGCGCUGGAGGAGACGCAGUGGGAGGUGUGCCAGAAGUCGGGCGAGAUCUCUCUCCUAAAGCAGCAGCUGAAGGAGUCCCAGACGGAGGUCAACGCCAAGGCCACUGAGAUCCUCAGUCUGAAGGCACAGCUGAAGGACACCCGGGGCAAGCUGGAGGGCAUGGAGCUGAAGACGCAGGAUCUGGAGAGCGCCCUGCGCACCAAGGGCCUGGAGCUGGAGGUCUGCCAGAAUGAGCUUCAGCGCAGGAAGAGCGAGGCAGAGCUCCUGCGGGAGAAGGGGAACCUGCUGGAGCAGGAGCUGCGGGCGCUGCGGGCUCUGAGGGCCCGGGAUGACCUGCUGCGGGACGGUGUGCCCCUGGGGCCGGGCCUGGGGGCCGGGCCUGCUUGCUGCGAGGACAUCCCCACCCUGCAGCGGGAGUUGGAAAGGCUGCGGGCAGAGCUGCAGGAGGAGCGACAAGGUCACGACCAGAUGUCCUCUGGCUUCCAGCAGGAGCGGCUGGUGUGGAAGGAGGAGAAGGAGAAGGUGAUCCAGUACCAGAAGCAGCUGCAGCAGGCCUACCUGGCCAUGUACCAGCGGAACCAGCGCCUGGAGAGGGCCCUGCAGCAGCUGGCCCACGGGGACGGGGCAGGGGAGCCUUUGGAGAUAGAUCUUGAAGGGGCUGACAUCCCCUAUGAGGACAUCAUAGCCACCGAGAUCUGAAGGGCUGCGGGAGGCAAGGGUGCAGAGUCUGUCGGGAGGGCCCCCCACUCCCCUGUGCUGUCACUCAGGCCUGAGAGAAGCCUCCCCAGACAUAGGCCUGGGCCCCUCAAGGGAAAGGGAGGUUUGGGGCUGCUAUGUGGCCUCUCCCUGCCAUCCCGCGUUCCAGCCCUUACAUCCCUGCAGCCUGCUGGACCUCUAGCUUUCCCAAGAGAUGGGCCCAAGUAUCUCCACCAUUUGGUUAAGGGCACCGUAAACCUUGGCCUUUGUUCAAAAUACUUAGAGACACCCUCUCCCAGGAUGGUGGUGACUGCCAUGAAGGCCAGUGGCCACCCCAGGACAGAAGCUCCCUUCCACCUCUCUUCCCACAACCUCUUUUCUCCUCCAACACAUCGGGAUCCCUUGGAGAUAGAAAGAAGCCAUUUGUGACCAGAAGACUUGGAACUGGACCCGGUCAUAACCUGAGCUCUUCCUCUGGCCACAGGCGUGUAGGGGCUGGAGUGGGAUGUGGAGAAGCGGGCUUAGCAUCAUCAGAGCUGACCUGACCCUGGCAAGCCAGAGAGGAGGGGAAAGCUGGGGCAGCCCAGGAGCGUCUAGACUCAGCAAGGACUCACUGGAGUCAGAGGGAGAAGCUCCGUAGUAACGGCUAGACCCUGCUGGGCCCCGCUGACUGGAGGUGAGCAGCCUCUGGAUGGCUGGUGGCCUUUGACUGCAGUGAUCACUUUUCUCAAAGCCAUAGACACUAAGGCCCUGGGGUGGA